AAAUGGUACAAUAACUUUCAGUAACCCAUCAGCCAUUAUAUUCCUUUUCCAUUCACACAUACAUAUAUGACCACUUAUAAAUGUACCCUUCUCCCCCAAGUCCUCAGUCCCUUAAAUUCAACUAUUUGUAUCCUAACCCAACCAACUAUGCCUCUGAUGAACAGGCCUCGAGUCGUGAUCGACGGAGUUCGAAGAACACGAACAUACCGUUUCUUCUGGUGCCGUCAUUGUGAUCGAACAGUCAGGACUACAUCAGCUUCUUCCAACCCCCAAAACAAUUUCUCAUGCCCACUUUGUCACCACUUCUUAUACCAAGAAUUCCAUAUUCCAAGGCCAUCUAAUAAUUUCUCAUUUACUAGUACUUCAGCAGGACAAUCUCCCUCUUCUUCAUCAUCAGCUGCUCAGUUACUUGACACAAUGGCUCAGAUCAUCAAUCUACCGCCUCAUCAUCCAACUAUGAGGCCACAACUCCCAUUCAACAGUCCUGCCUCACCGCCCUUACAGACGCCGUCCCUGCAGGAUCAUACAUCAGAUAUCAGGCUGACAGCUGAUAUGUUGUGCACUGACUCAACAUGCUCAAUUUGUAAAGAAGACUUUGUUAUUGAUGAAAAGAUCACAAAGUUGGGUUGCAAUCAUUUCUAUCAUUCUGAUUGCAUUACGCCUUGGCUUCGAAUUAACAAUACUUGCCCUGUAUGUCGUUACCAACUACCAAUACAACAAGGCUUCAAUGAUGACGAGAGUUUCAGUAGUCAUAUCCGAGGUGCAAAUUAUGGGAAUGGUUAUGAUAACGAUGAUGAUUAUGACUUUCGUUUAGAGGAUGUUAUGAACUUGAGCUGGCCAAAUUGGGCUGAGUUGCUCUCGUUGUUACGCCCCUUUCGUUUGAGCUCCUUGCUCGAUUGGUCCUUGUGAGAUUAAUCAUAAUGAUAAAGCCCUGAAUAACACAGUUUAAUCUUGCGUAUACUGUGUUAAUGGAAUUGUAUGAUGAAUCUAAAAUUCCUUGUGUUUAAAUAUUCUGUCCUAUUUUUUGGUACCAAUACUUGUACAUGAGUCACUUAACAUCUAGGUUGGUCUAACUAAAGAUUCUUUUAAUGGAUUUUUCACCAUAUACUCCCGACAAAUGUUUUUAUUAUACCAUCGAUGUUUUCAAA
This is a messenger RNA of Beta vulgaris subsp. vulgaris (sugar beet), 1148 nucleotides long. RefSeq lists its product as hypothetical. Gene Ontology annotation, cellular component: cytoplasm. Gene Ontology annotation, molecular function: ubiquitin protein ligase activity. Bases 67 to 909 code for a protein of 280 amino acids. Gene Ontology annotation, biological process: protein ubiquitination. NCBI's taxonomy places the organism in Eukaryota, Viridiplantae, Streptophyta, Magnoliopsida, Caryophyllales, Amaranthaceae. The record is from RefSeq and is a predicted model, not a curated record. The transcript has a single exon.